AGACCGUCCUGCGUCCUCCCGUCCUCUGGAGUCUGGACUCCAGAGUCCAAACUCCAAAAGAACACAAGUCUGUACUCGGCGUACUUUGGAUUGAGAAACGGCCACAGUUCAUCUUGAACGAACCUCUAGAUUGCAGCCUUCCGUUUAUAUAUCAGUGGUAGUAGAGAGUAGCUACUAAGCAUCCGUUCGCCCUUUCAGGUACGUAACGUUAGAUCUUCAGCGGGUAAGAAUCAGUUGUUGACAUUGCACCUAACGUGAAAUAAUGUAAACAUUACUUCUGCGAUAUCUGAAACAUUGCAGCAUUGGCUAAAGAGUUAGCCGCAAAGCUAGUUUCGUUAGUUACUGACCAUCAAUUAUUUUGUUCAGUUGCACGGAGAAAUGUAACUAAAACUCAGUCAUGCAAAAGUGCAUUUUCUUGGAUCGACAGCUUCGAUGUCCAGGUCCUGUUUUAUUUGAUUGUUCCGUGAAUGUCAGUGCAGCGUUAGCUUGUAACGUUACAGCUAACAUGAGCUAGUCUUUGGAAAGGAGUUUGGCAUGACCUCUUAACUAACGUUACCGGUGAGGGGGAAACGGCUGGUAUCCAGCUGCUUAACAGAACGUCCAUCGGAGAUUUCCCAAAUACGAUAGGGCCGACGUUUAGCGGUCAUUAUGUACAACAUAUAUGUCUUCAAAUGUCUUAGAUGAUGCAAUAACAGUGACUGUAUUGUCCGAUUUCCAAGUUGUACUGCACGUCAUCCAGACAUUCUCGUUGAUAGUCAUCAUGAAGUUGCUAGUGCAAUUAUAUUUAAUAACAAUUAGCUUGCUGUCAUUAAUUUGCACUAUAGAACUUUGUAAAACAUUGUGUGUAUGACAGAGACUGUGGGACUGGUCCACAUUAUAGUUAGUAUUGUAUUUUGUAUUUAUUUGUCUACCAUUGACUGCUGAUGAAAAAUAACCACUUGGUAAAUCUGUUACUACGUGCCUCUUUUAUUUGAGAUAUAACAUGUUUGUACCUAAUUAAUAAUAGCAAUAGAACUAUCUGAAAUGUCACCUACAAGUCCCAACACUUAUAUCCCUGACCAUUUUCAAGUAUUGCCCCGUUCCUGCCUCUAAAAGAUGUCUGCAUGUGUAUUUAGUUUUGGGUGGAGCGGUAAAUUGAGCAUUGCUGUAAAAAAACAAACAUGUAUACUAUGUAUACUCGGCAACUGUGUGCUCAUAAAAUACAGGUUAUAUUAAUACAAUGAUUUUGAUAUUAAAGUCUUGCCAUCUAGAACCAAAUGUUGUCCUGAUGAUAAUUGCAUUUUGUGAGUGAUUCUCUUUCACCCUGACACAGACACAAUGGCGAGUCCAGGAAAAGACAACUACAGGAUGAAAAGUUAUAAGAACAAAGCGUUGAAUUCUCAGGAGAUGCGUCGAAGGAGAGAGGAGGAAGGAAUCCAGCUACGCAAACAGAAAAGAGAGGAGCAGCUGUUCAAAAGGAGAAAUGUAGGUGUACCUGAGUCAAUGCUGGAAUGUCCAAUCCAGGAUCCAGACAUCAGCUCCACGGUACCUUUUGAUGAGGUCAUAACUCCCGAUAUGAUUCGGAUGAUCUUCUCCGGGGACCCAGACCAGCAACUAAUUGCGACACAGAAAUUUAGGAAAUUACUCUCAAAAGAGCCCAACCCGCCCAUAGAUGAGGUCAUUUCCACUCCUGGUGUUGUGAUUCGUUUUGUGGAGUUCCUAAAGAGGAGGGAAAACUGCACACUACAGUUCGAGGCAGCUUGGGCGCUAACCAACAUCGUGUCAGGUACCUUCUUGCACACCAAGGUGGUGAUUGAAACAGGAGCUGUUCCCACUUUCAUUGAGUUGCUGAACUCUGAGUACGAGGACGUCCAGGAACAGGCGGUGUGGGCAUUGGGGAACAUUGCAGGAGAUAAUGCAGAAUGCCGAGACUAUGUACUCAACUGUGGCAUCCUGCCGUUUCUACAACAGCUACUCGCUAAAUCCAACCGUCUCACAACAACACGCAAUGCAGUAUGGGCUCUGUCCAACUUGUGCCGAGGGAAAAACCCACCACCGGAUUUUGCCAAGGUCUCUCUUUGCCUCAGUGUGCUGUCCAGGCUUCUGUUCAGCAGUGAUCCAGAUGUGCUGGCUGACUCUUGUUGGGCUCUGUCCUACCUGUCUGAUGGCCCCAAUGAAAAGAUCCAGACAGUCAUUGACUCUGGAGUCUGCCGCAGAUUGGUGGAACUACUCAUGCACAGUGAUUAUAAAGUUGUUUCUCCUGCUGUCCGUGCGGUGGGAAACAUUGUAACAGGAGAUGACAUCCAGACUCAGGUUAUCCUGAACUGCUCAGCACUGCCAUGUUUACUCCACCUGCUCAGCAGUCCCAAAGAGUCCAUCAAGAAAGAGGCGUGCUGGACCUUGUCGAACAUCACAGCAGGAAACAGAGCUCAAAUUCAGAAUGUCAUUGACGCCAACAUCUUCCCAGUACUGAUUGAGAUCCUUCAGAAGGCUGAGUUCCGCACAAGGAGAGAGGCAGCGUGGACUAUUACUAAUGCCACCUCUGGGGGCACUCCUGCACAGAUAAGGUAUUUGGUGUCUCUGAAUGCCGUCAAACCCAUGUGUGACCUGCUGACAGUUAUGGACACAAAGAUUGUGCAGGUGUCUCUGAAUGGUCUGGAGAACAUACUCAAACUGGGAGAACAGGAGGCCAAACAGAAUGGAACAGGCAUCAACCCAUACUGUGCUCUCAUUGAGGAGGCAUAUGGCCUGGACAAGAUCGAGUUCCUGCAGAGCCACGAGAACCUGGAGAUCUACCAAAAGGCCUUUGACCUGAUUGAACACUACUUUGGUGUGGAGGAGGAGGAUGCCAGCCUGGCUCCACAGGUGGACAAAGCUCAAGGCCAGUUUGUCUUCCAGCAACAGGAUGGACCCAUGGAAAGUUUCCAGCUCUAACCCCACGGCACUUUUCUACUGCCCUGGUCUCUAAACCUCUGCUAGAGGCCGCAGCCUGCUGACCUGCAAACUCCCCAGACCUUCACUUCUACAAUGUAACAACACCUUAUCUUGAGAGACAGACUUGUGAAUAUGGAGAUAAAAAGAGCCGAUUUGGUUAUUGCCAUUUGAGACUCUGGGUGUCUGUAUGGAGGGCUCAGCUUUGCUGGUAUUAUCCCAUGCCAUAGAAAGCCAACUUUAGUGCUACAGUAUGAUGUUCCUUUGACUUCCUGAUAUGUUAUUUUUAUUGUUAUGUUAAUGGUAUUUGUGUUACACAUUUGUGUUGGAAACUGCUAUCUCAAAUUUAGCAAAUGUGCAAACUACCCCUUCUCAGAAAAAAGGAAACAACAGAAGCGAAGGAAGGAAAGCCCUAAAUGAACAGAUAAGCCAGGACAUAUUUUGUUCUUAAUUCUGGUUGAAGUCCAGUUUGGAAUAAAAUCCUUGGGUGUUCAGAUCCAGUGUCAAGUGGCUGACCUGGCUGUUCGGAAUGAAAAUAUAUAGUAGUCCUGUUGUUGCCGCAUGUAAGUCUAAAGCAUUUGCAAAAGCUCUCAAGGUUCUUUUAUCCUCACCGGUGGAUUUAGAAAGACUUGAUGAGCAUCUGAGACUCGGGGUCUUUAAUUUAUUUGUCUUCUGAGAACUGUUGGCGGAGUUGUUCUGUCUUCUGCACCCUCAGCUCUGACUGAAGGCAAGCUGACUGUGUAACUGGCCAACUGGCCCGAGUUAGUUUGAUAUUUGAAACAAUGUUGGCUGUUCACUAUGUUUUAUGCUGCUUAUUUUUAAGUUAUGUUCUUUAUUUCAGAAAGCAGUAUCAGGGAAAUGCAUGUGCUGUCUAUGUUACAUGAUGCAGUGUGUGCAACUAGCAACAAUCUUGCUAGUUAAAUUACAUUUUUCUCUGUUUUGUAGUUUGACACUGAACUAGUAACGUAUCUUAAAUAUUUUUUUCGGCCUGCAAUCAUUUCCCUUAUUUGAAGGGAUUAGUAGAAUUUGUAUAUUGUAUACACAUAUAAUAAAUUGUAAAGAAAGUAUAAAAGUGGCUAUGGGAGGGUCUGAAAUGCUAUUGUUUUCUGGCUGAUAUGCAGUUGUGAUAUUUCCAUUCCAUUGCUGUUUCUCCUUAUUGUGCCCUUUUUAGGGUUGACCCAUUUGUUUCCUCUGAACCUUUAUACUUUGAUUUUUCUUGUCUUGUGUUUUUAUUUUGUGGUUGAAGCACAGGUUUUGUUUUACCUCUUAACUGUAAUUAAGUUGUGAUAUGUGCACAUUGGAAUACAGCAACAUUAAUUGUUUGAGCGUCAAAUGUGAAAUCAACCUAUCAUUUUGUGAAAAGAAUAAUAGCAGUAUAGCAGAAAAUGAGCAAGUACAUUCAAUCAUAUCUAGUUUUUAUGAUAUUUUGCGAUGGAAAAUCAUGUUCAUCCCCUUCUUCUUCCAGGUCUCUGAACGUCUGCUAGAGUGAGUGGCCGGUCGGUCUGCAUACUCUCCUGUGUGUACUCUCUCCAUGUUCUGCUUUUUUUUUCUUUUUCUGCUAGAUGAACCAUGAUUUGAUUUUAGUACAGCAACAAUAAUUGCAUUAGCAGCUAACCUUAAAUGCAAUCUAAACUGAAUUGACAUGAAAUGGAAAAAAUAAUGAUUACUUGCCAAGCAGGAAUGUAACUGGUCACAAAUGAUCGAUGAUGGUAUAAGCGGUCUAAAGUCUGUUGUAAUUGAUUCCAAUCAUCUUUGGAGUUACGUCAGUCUUUUUAUAUCAGGGAGCCUACCUUGACCACCUGCUCCACAGUGGUGACAAUGCCGUGUAGGCCACUUGUCAACUGCAGAUUAAAUCCCCUGAUGAUGUGCCGCACCAUCUCUUCCGCCAAGAUAUUGGGUCUCCAAUGUCAGAAAAAUUCAGAUAUAAACGAAAGGCACACAGUGUGUUGCAUACAACACCAUGUGUAGGAGCCAAAUGUGGUAAUUAAAUGUAUUUGCUCUAUAUGUA
Messenger RNA from Cyclopterus lumpus (lumpfish), 4918 nucleotides. RefSeq names its product karyopherin alpha 5 (importin alpha 6) (gene kpna5). The record is from RefSeq and is a predicted model, not a curated record. Gene Ontology annotation, molecular function: nuclear import signal receptor activity; protein binding. The transcript has 13 exons. Gene Ontology annotation, biological process: NLS-bearing protein import into nucleus. Lineage: Eukaryota; Metazoa; Chordata; Actinopteri; Perciformes; Cyclopteridae. The coding region runs from base 1318 to 2913 and encodes 531 amino acids. Gene Ontology annotation, cellular component: nucleus; nucleoplasm; cytoplasm.